Capra hircus (goat) is the source of this 5019-nucleotide messenger RNA. RefSeq names its product FERM domain containing 1 (gene FRMD1). The coding region runs from base 497 to 1888 and encodes 463 amino acids. Lineage: Eukaryota; Metazoa; Chordata; Mammalia; Artiodactyla; Bovidae. Gene Ontology annotation, cellular component: cytoplasmic side of apical plasma membrane; cytoskeleton. The record is from RefSeq and is a predicted model, not a curated record. Gene Ontology annotation, biological process: positive regulation of hippo signaling. The transcript is spliced from 11 exons.
GCCAUGCAGGCCUGGGGCACCUGCUCCUCAGGACGCCCCUCCAGCUCCUCCAGGCUUCCUCGUGGUGGCCCUGGGUCUGCGGUCCACGUCGAGGCCCUUGGGGCCAUGAUGGGGCUAUGCCCAGUCCCCGAUCUGGAGGAGGAAGUGGUCCGCUAGGGAGAGGGGUCAGCAGGAGCAGGGAGGAGCCAGCCACAUGUUUAUUUGCAUUCCAGGCAUCGCGGCUACUUAGGAGCCUGGACCUUGGCCUGGCCCCAGUGCCAGCGUUUUCCCAGCCAGAAGCUCACAGGGCACCCGUCCCCGGAAGCCGGCAGCUAGGUGAGUCUGGGUGCGGUGCCCCGCCUGCAGCCAGACGGCAGAAGAGGGCCCUGUGCGUGGGGACGUGCGGCCCUGUCCCUCUGGGGGCACGCCGGCUGCCGCCGCUUCCCGGCCCUGACGAGUCCUCCCCACAGAAGCAGACAGAGGACCCUGGUCCUGAGAACUGCAAGCGGCCGGCGGGAUGACAGCGGAGCUCCGGGACGUCCUGGUGCUGCUGCCCACGCGGGAGCGGCUGCGGCUGGCCGUGGGGGUGCAGGCCACCGGGCGUGAGCUCUUCCAGCAGGUGUGCGACCUGACCGGCAUCAGGGAAGCCCACUUCUUUGGCCUCAGCGUGGUCAGAAGCGACGAGCACAUCUUCAUGGAUCUGGAGCAGAAGCUCAGCAAGUACUUCUCCAAGGACUGGAAGAGAGAGACACGCGGACCCCAGGGCUGCGGCAGGCCGGGCGCCCCCUUCGUGGCCUUCCUUGGGGUGCAGUACUACGUGGAAAACGGGAGGCUCAUCAGGGACCGCGCGGCCCGGCACCUGUACUACCACCACCUGAAGGAGCGCGUGCUGCGCUCGCAGUGCUUCCACCGCGAGGAGGCCUACUUCCUGCUGGCCGCCUACGGGCUGCAGGCCGACCUGGGCAACCACCGCCGGUUGGCGCACACCGGCCGCUACUUCCAGCCUCAGGCCUACUUCCCGCAGUGGAUCAUCGCCAAGAGGGGCAGUGCCUACGUCCUCAGACACGCGCCCGCCCUGCACCGCGAGCAGCGUGGCCUGAGCCCCCGGGAGGCCGAGCUGCGCUUCAUCCGGGAGGCCUGCCGGCUGGAGGACGUCCCCGUGCACUUCUUCAGGCUCUACAAGGAUAAGAAGGAGGACCGACCCACCGUCGUCCUGGGCCUGACGCUCAGAGGGGUGCAGGUCUUCCAGGAGGUGAACCGCACCCCACAACUGCUCUAUGACUUCCCCUGGCCCCACGUUGAGAAGCUGGCCUUUCUGGGCGAGAGGUUCGAGCUCUGGCCUCAUGGGCAGCCCGCGGCCCGGAGACUCGUGUACCACACGGGCUGCGCCUGGCGCUCCUGCCACCUGCUGCGCCUGCUCCGUACCAGCCACCAGCUGCACCUGGGCCUGCAGCAGGCACGCCAGCAGCUGCAGCGGCUCGAGGAGGCGGAAGAGAAGCAGAGCUACCGGGAGUCCUACGUCAGCGACACGCGGGAUGGCAACCGGGCCCCGGAGGCGGAGGCGGCCGACAGCGGGGACCACGCGGGGGCAGACAGACAUCCCCCGAGCCUCCGCUCGCUCCUCGGGGCUGGCAGCCGCUGCAGCUCCCACGCACCGGUCGACCCCCAGCGGGCGGGGCCCACGGAGCCCGGGGAGCUGUCCGUGGACGAGCCCGAGGGGGUCGCGGAGCUCCCCACAGAGGAGCCCCCCUACAGCCCGAGCACCAGCCGGAGCAGCCCUGGCACACUUGGCGGCGGCAGAGGUGGGCGCGCGGGGGACACCCGGGGCCAGGGGCGCGGAGCCUGCCGCCCGGCUAGACCCCAGCUGGACCACCGCUGUGGGCGCUCCUGGAGGCCAGGGCGUGCGUGACCCUGGUUCCUGGGCACUCGGUUACAUGGGAUCCCUGCACCAGGGGGCAGACAGGGAGGGGCAUGGAGGGCCGGGCUCCCUGCAGCCACGGCUGGCGGCCCCUGCCCUCCUGCAGCUGGUCCCUCCUAGGGACCCCAGCCCGGCCAGCACCCCUCGUUACAGGCCCCACCGCGGGAAGGCACUCGGCCAGCUCUCUCUCGCUGCCCCCAGGGUUAGCAGAAGCCACGUGAGGGGAGGCCGCCGAUGGAACUCCGCCAUUGUACUACCACCCAGCUUAGCGUGGUCCUGGUCCUCAGAUGCUUCCGCAGCAGGUCUGGGAGUGGGGGCCCUGAAGGGGUCACCCCAGGAAGGUUACACAGGCUCUGCCAGUCCCUGGGCGCCUGUAGCACCUUGGAGAGUGGACGUGAUGGGUGCAAGGGCCCGGCCACCCAGGUCCACCUAGAGUCACCCAAGGUUAGGCAGGGGCACCUGGCGCCACCGAGAGUCACUCAGGUCAUCUAGGGUCACCCAGCAUCAUUCAGGAUCACCCAGUGCUACCCAGGGCACCUAGGGCCAACCAGGGUCACACAGCGGGUUUGGGUCAAGCCACCCUGUCCACUUCACCUUCUGAGUGUCUGGUCCUCUGGUAAAGGACAGACUGGCCUCCAUCCCCGAGGCGUUGUCCGAGUGUGUGGUUGGUGAUCCAGCGUGAACAGUAAUGUCAAUAAUAGUAACGUGGCGUCUUCCUGGAUGUCAGAGCUUGGACAACCUCAGCAGCCAGUGUGGAAGGAUGGGCAGUGGGAACUGGCAGGAGGAGGUAGGGGUGGGGGGUCUCCUGGGGGACUGAGGGGAGGAGCCCAGGUUGCCCACAGAAACCAUCAUUUCUUAAAGGGGCUCUGACCCCUCGCAUGGGGAACACGUGUGAUAGUCUUUGGGGUCGUAGGUGACCUGCAGGCAAGGGUCCGAGGUCACAGACCGCUGCUCUGUGACCCCAGGCCUGGGAGGAGGGGGGGCGUGUGAGCCACAGACGUGCCCAGUCUGAUCUCCGAGGUGGGUCCCAGGGGUGGGCCCCCCUCUGCCGGGAGCACGGGGGUGUCCCCAGGCCCUGCUCACACCCCCUUCCCCCGCAGCCUCCCCGCAGCAGUCACUGGCUGUGGUGCAGGUCACGCUGGUCAGCAUGAGGGCCCCGAGCGCGGAGGCCACCCUGCACCAGACCCUGGAAGCCGAGGCGGCAGCUGGAUACACAGGCCAGCACAGCCGAAGCCUGGACCACACACGCCCUGCGCCCGCCCCGCGCCCGGCACCCCGCAGCCGUGCCCUCGGCCGAGCGCUGCACCCCGGGCCGAGGGGCUCUGUGAAGUCCCUGUCGCCCAGCCAGCUCCAGAAGGACCAGCUCCUGGAGGAGUUUGUGGUGUAGACACCUCCGGGGGCUGCUUCAACACCGCAGGGCUUGGUCCACUCCACCCACUCCACCCGCCUGGGGCUCUGUCCCUGCAGCGCGGUUCCGUCCACUCAGGGCUCCGCCCACCCCCUGGCUCAGUACCUCUGUCCAUCCAAGCCACCCCCCCAACGCCCCCACCUCCCCAGCCGCACUGAACGCAGCCUCUGGCGCUGCCCCCUUCACCUGCAGAGGUGUGGGCCAGCUCUGACCGCCAGGCCUGGAGGUGCCCAGCAGGCCUCACCUGCCCUGCCGUGGGGACCACGGCCAAUCUGAGCUUCUUCCAUCUGCGCCUCCAGGAGGCAGAAGCCAAAGCUUGGGGUCCGGUCCCCGCUCAGUGGGGUGUGCGCUGACUCCACCCUGCAGGGAAGGGGUCUUAGCAAGCUUCCCAGGAGCCUGGAGCUCAGGGUCACUGUCAUGGCCCCACUGGCCACAGGCUCCCCAGCCCACCCUGUCUGCAGCGCCUGCCACUCACAGUCCUGGGCCCGCUGGACAGAGGCCCAUGGGGGAGGUGUGGGCCCAGCUGCAUCGGCCCAGACCCCCGGCGGACCGCACCCUGUCCGCCAUGUGUACACAGGAGUCACUGGGCCUGGAACCAUGGGGCUGCGUGGACACUGGUCACGGGAGCUCGUGAGUCUGGUGACGGGAAGUGGGAGGGGCAGGCUCAGCCACAGUCCCCUCUGAGGGUGCGGAAGGAAUGUUCCAGAAGGAAGCCUUGAGUGUCCUCCUUUCAUGUCACAAGUCAGGCUCUGAAGGAGCUCCCCCACCACCACCUCCAGCCCCAGUGUCCGUCCAGCCCCAGGCCAUCUGGAUGUCAGGCAGCCCUAGUGUCUGGUCGGGUCAGCCCCGGUUACCACCACCCCAGGGCCCAUUUGUGGCCACCGACCCCUCCCUGCAUCAGGAGGCCAGACGGGAGGUGGGGGGAGAUGGAGCGAGACCUCUCUGAGCUUCACCACCUCUUCGCUUGGCAUCCACCAGUGGCUGAAUGCUGAGUAGAGUUUCACAGGGAUUUCUGGAAAAGCACGCUGAGAGCCUGACCCUCGCUGGAGGCUCACUGUGGGUGACUGAGAGGUGGGUGAAGCCCAGGGUCCUGCCUGGUCAGGCCCGCCCGGUGAGGGGCGCCGGGAAGGCGGGCUGUAAGUGUGCUGUCCCCGUCAGAGUCAGGGCGCUGCCCCCGGGCUGAGACACGGCCCCCACCAUCCCACCCCGAGGGCCCUGCGUGUGUGGGCCCUUCGUGAAGCCAUCCACCUGAAGGCCAGUGCAGAGGGGUUGGGCUGGGCCCAGCUGGGGCAGGGGCCAGCCUCGCACUGCUGUUCUAUUUUCCCAGACGUUCUGGUGCACGUCUUACCUGCCUCCUGACCCCAGAUGGGCCCCUGCCUCCCUUCCAGAGGCUCUGGGGGGCCGCUCUGGACAGGUGGGACUCCACGGCAAUGCCAGCCUGAGGCAGGUGACAGGCACCUGGGUGCGGGCAGUGUGGCUUAACCCACUGCAGGUCUUCCGGCCUCCCCCUUGCACCCCUCCGCCCUCUUUGGUUGCACUGACCUGUGUGGUUCCAAGCGCUGUGCCCGAGAUGGCACCAUCCCCCCAGCUCAGGAUGGAACCUGAGCCCAGAGGGCAGAGGGUGCAGCCCAGUUUUAACUGGGCCUCUGGGUCCUUUCUGUGAAAAGGAUCUUGUUUGCGCACACACUGGGCACAAAUAAAGAGCUGGAUGCUG